UCUUUCCUUCUCUCCCUUUUCCCUUCCUCCCACCACCACAUUUGCCUCAACAAAAACCACAUCCUCUUCUCCUCUACCUCCCCCCCUUCCUGCACGGAGCUCGAGUUUGAAUGAUCAAACACCCUUUUCAACCGAAUUAUGGGAACGCCGGUGAACAUCAUUGUGGGAUCGCAUGUGUGGGCGGAGGAUCCCGAGCUGGCUUGGAUCGACGGAGAGGUCACCGAGAUCAAGGGCGGCAACGCAACCAUCAUCGCCGCUAACGGCAAAACAAUAGUGGCUAGUCUGGGCAGCAUUUAUCCAAAAGACACAGAAGCCCCACCAGCAGGAGUAGAUGACAUGACCAAGUUGGCUUACCUCCAUGAACCGGGAGUUUUACAGAAUCUUUCUUGCCGCUACUCUCUGAACGAAAUAUAUACGUACACAGGAAAUAUCCUGAUAGCAGUGAACCCGUUCCGAAGGCUUCCCCAUCUAUAUGAUGUCCACAUGAUGGAGCAAUACAAGGGUGCGACCUUUGGAGAGCUGAGUCCCCAUCUUUUUGCCGUGGCAGAUGCUUGUUACAGGGCAAUGAUAAAUGAUCACGGAAGCCAAUCUAUAUUGGUAAGUGGGGAGAGUGGGGCUGGUAAAACAGAAACAACAAAAAUGCUCAUGCGAUAUCUUGCGUUCAUGGGUGGGAGAUCUGGAAUUGAAGGAAGAACAGUCGAGCAACAAGUCUUGGAGUCUAAUCCUGUACUGGAAGCAUUCGGAAAUGCUAAAACAGUGAAGAACAACAAUUCAAGUCGUUUCGGUAAAUUUGUUGAAAUCCAAUUCGACAAAUAUGGAAAGAUCUCUGGAGCUGCAGUUCGCACAUACCUCCUCGAACGCUCACGAGUCUGCCAGGUGUCUGACCCUGAAAGGAACUACCAUUGCUUUUAUAUGCUCUGUGCUGCACCACCAGAGGAUGUAAAGAAAUUUAAGGUGGCAGAUCCAAGAAGAUUUCACUAUUUGAACCAAACAAAUUGUUAUGAAGUAGCUAAUGUGGAUGAUGCAAGAGAGUACAUAGAGACUAGAAAGGCCAUGGAUAUUGUUGGUAUUAGUCAAGAAGAGCAGGAUGCAAUUUUCCGUGUGGUAGCUGCAAUCCUUCACUUGGGUAACAUUGGUUUCGCCAAAGGAAGUGAAAUUGACUCCUCUAAGUUGAAAGACGAGAAGGCGGUCUCUCAUCUAAAAACUGCUGCAGAACUUCUAAUGUGCAAUGAGAAGGCCCUUGAAGACUCACUAUGUAAGCGCGUAAUUGUCACGCCUGAUGGUAACAUAACAAAGCCUCUCGAUCCUGAGUCUGCUGCACUGAACCGUGAUGCCCUAGCAAAGACAGUAUAUUCGAGGUUGUUUGACUGGAUAGUAGACAAAAUCAACAAUUCAAUAGGUCAGGAUCCUACUGCAACAAAUAUAAUUGGAGUACUUGAUAUCUAUGGCUUCGAGACCUUCAAGAUCAAUAGUUUUGAGCAACUAUGUAUCAACUUGACGAAUGAGAAGCUGCAGCAGCAUUUCAAUCAACAUGUCUUUAAAAUGGAGCAAGAAGAAUACACAAGGGAAGAAAUCGACUGGAGUUAUGUAGAGUUUGUAGAUAACCAAGAUGUCUUAGAUCUUAUUGAAAAGAAACCUGGAGGAAUAAUUGCACUUCUGGAUGAAGCAUGUAUGUUUCCAAAGUCAACUCAUGAAACAUUUACACAGAAGAUGUACCAAACGUACAAGGGACACAAGCGCUUCAGCAAACCAAAACUUGCUCGCACUGCUUUCACAAUCAACCACUAUGCAGGAGAUGUCACAUAUCAAGCUGAUCAGUUCCUCGAUAAAAACAAAGAUUAUGUGGUGGCUGAACAUCAAGCCCUUCUAAAUGCCUCAAAGUGUCCUUUUGUUGCAAAUCUCUUUCCACCGCUGCCUGAAGAAACUUCUAAACAGUCCAAGUUCUCUUCAAUUGGUACUCGCUUUAAGCAACAAUUACAAGCUCUAAUGGAGACAUUGAGUACUACAGAGCCUCAUUAUAUCAGAUGUGUGAAGCCUAACGCUGUAUUAAAACCAGGCAUCUUUGAAAAUUUCAACGUAUUGAACCAAUUGAGAUGUGGGGGUGUGCUUGAAGCAAUCAGGAUCAGUUGUGCCGGAUAUCCAACGAAAAGGACAUUUGAUGAGUUCAUUGAUCGUUUUGGAAUGCUUGCACCAGAUCUCAUAGAUAGCUCUGACGAGAAGGCAGCAUGUGCGGCCAUAUGUGAUAGAAUGGGCUUGAAAGGAUACCAGAUAGGAAAAACAAAGGUAUUCCUGAGAGCUGGUCAGAUGGCAGAGUUAGAUGCUCGAAGAACAGAAGUCUUGGCUAAUGCUGCGAGACGGAUACAGAGGCAGAUAAGAACACAUCUUGCCCGCAAGGAAUUCAUCACCUUACGCAAAGCCUCAAUUCAACUACAGAAAUUCUGGAGAGCUCGGCUUGCUCGGAAACUAUAUGAGGGCCUGAGAAGAGAAGAUGCUUCGAUUCGUAUACAAAAAUAUGCACGAUCUCAUGCUGCGAGAAAAGCUUAUACACAAUUGAAGGCGGCGGCGAUUGUUAUACAAACAGGAUUACGUGCAAUGGCGGCACGCAAUGAGUAUAGACACAGAAGAAGAACCAAGGCUGCUAUAAUCAUCCAGACUCAAUGGCGUCUACAUAAAGCUUAUUUGGCCUAUAAGCAACAAAAGAAGGCUACUUUGGCACUUCAAUGUCUCUGGAGAGCACGCCUCGCAAGAAAGGAACUUCGAAAACUCAGAAUGGCUGCAAGGGAGACCGGUGCGCUCAAAGAAGCAAAAGAUAAGUUGGAGAAGCGAGUUGAGGAGCUCACGUGGAGAUUGGAGUUUGAGAAGCACCUGAGGAUUGACCUUGAAGAAGCUAAGGGUCAGGAAAUAGCAAAGCUGCAAACGGCAUUACAAGAAAUGCAGGAGAAGCUAAACGAAGCCAAUGCAGCAAUAAUCAGGGAAAAGGAAGCUGCAAAGAUUGCAAUUGAACAAGCACCCCCUGUAAUUAAGGAGGUGCCUGUCGUGGACAACACAAAAUUGGACUUGCUGACAAAUCAUAAUAAAGAGCUUGAGGAUGAACUGGGUGUCUUCAAAAGCAAGGCUGAGGAAUUCGAGAAGAGAUACUCUGAGGUGCAAAAGGUGGCCGAAGCAUUACUCAAAGACACACAAGAAUACCAGUCAAAAAUAAGUCAACUACAGGAAAUGAUAGAAAGUCUUGAAACAAACUUAUCAAACCUUGAGUCAGAGAAUCAAGUUCUGCGGCAGCAGGCCUUGGUGACAUCAACAAAUGAGGAUCAGUCAGAACAGAUCAAAAGUCUUGAGAGCAAAAUUGCCACACUGGAAUCAGAAAAUCGGGAGCUGCGAAGUCGUCCUGCAGUAGCUGCUCAGCCAUUAGUUAUUCCCGAACUUAAUCAACCGCAUAUUGUAAAGAGCCUUGAGAAUGGACAUCAAGAGGAGAAAGGUCCUAAAGUAAUCAAAGAGUCUGUGGUGGUCCCUGUUGCAUCUGCUUUGAGCAAACAAAAGUCGCUAACAGAUAGACAGCAAGAAAAUCAUGAUGCACUUAUCAAAUGUCUCAUGGAGGACAAGAGGUUCGACAAGAAGAGACCGGCUGCAGCAUGUAUUGUUUACAAAUCGUUGCUACAAUGGCACUCAUUCGAAGCAGAGAAGACAAAUAUAUUUGAUCGUAUUAUCCAUACUAUUAGGUCCUCAUUUGAGAACCAAGAAAAUGUUGGGGAACUUGCUUACUGGCUUUCAACGACAUCAACUAUCUUACUUCUAUUACAAAAUAAUCUAAAGGCAAACACUGCAUCAAGUACAGGUUCAAACCGAAGUCGAACAACACUCACUUUGUUCAGCAGAAUGGCACGGAAUAGCCGACCAUCAUCAUCAGGAAUGGAGAUUUCCAGUGGUUACAGCGGAAUAGUUGGUAAAUCAGACUCUCAAUCGAGAAUAGUGGCGAAAUACCCUGCUCUCCUAUUCAAGCAACACCUAACUGCAUGUGUUGAGAAGAUUUACGGCAUGAUCCGAGAUAGUCUGAAGAAGGAGAUUAGUCCAUUCUUAACUAUGUGCAUACAAGCACCAAGAUCUGCAAGAGCGAGAUCAGUUCGGGGAUCGUCUAAGAGCAUUCACUCCAACAUAGUAGCAAAGCAAGCAUCAAGCAUGCAUUGGCAAAGCAUAGUCAAGAGCUUGGAUCGAACUUUCGAGAUAUUGCAUGAUAAUUACGUACCUUCAAUUAUUAUAAAGAAAACCUUCAGCCAAGUGUUUGCAUAUAUAAAUUUGCAACUCUUCAACAGUUUACUACUCCGACGAGAAUGCUGCUCCUUCAGCAACGGGGAAUUCGUCAAGGCCGGUUUGCAUGAAUUAGAGCAGUGGUGCCAUAAAGCAAUGGAAGAGUGUGCCGAAACCUUAUGGGAUGAGCUCCAACAUAUAGAAGCAAUGGGAUUUCUGGUUUUGCAUCAAAAAUCCCACAAAUUCCUGGAGGAGAUCACCAACGAACUCUGCCCGAUUUUGAGCAUUCCUCAAAUUUAUCGGAUCGGAACGAUGUUCUGGGACGACAAAUACGGCGCACAGGGGUUAUCAAAAGAUGUAAUUGGGAAGAUGAGAGCUAUGACAACUGAUGACUCGAUCAACAUGCCGAAUAAUUCAUUUUUACUGGAUGAUGAUUCAAGCAUACCUUUCUCACUGGACGAUUUAUCUCGAUCGGUGGCUGACGUCAGCCUGUCCGACGUGGAGCCGCCGCCGCUCCUCCGGCAGAACUCCGAGUUCCAUUUCCUCUGGCAACCACAACAACAUCACACUGAUUGAGGGUUUUUUUUUUUCUUUUUUUUUUUCUUUUUUCUUAUGGGGAAUGUAAGAUUGGGGGAAAAAAAAAUGCAAUUAUAUUAUUUUUUUGUGCCAUUUUUUAUCCAUUUGCUGAUAGAGGGCUAAGAGGGGUGUGAUUUGGAGUUCGCGUGCAGUUUGGGAAAUUGGAGUUUGGUUUUUGGUAGAAUUUGUUUGUACAACAAAAUAAUAAAAAAAAAAAAAGAGAAAAGUGAGUGUAUAUUUUUUUUUAUUUUUU
Ananas comosus (pineapple) is the source of this 5071-nucleotide messenger RNA. RefSeq names its product myosin-12-like. Gene Ontology annotation, cellular component: cytoplasm; vesicle; actin cytoskeleton. The record is from RefSeq and is a predicted model, not a curated record. Gene Ontology annotation, molecular function: actin filament binding; ATP binding; microfilament motor activity. NCBI's taxonomy places the organism in Eukaryota, Viridiplantae, Streptophyta, Magnoliopsida, Poales, Bromeliaceae. Gene Ontology annotation, biological process: actin filament organization; vesicle transport along actin filament.